AUGUCAGAAUCAUCAAAGAAAAUGAGAUUCCCAGAAGUUCUGUCAGAUGAUUUGGUGGAGCACAUCAUGUCAACAUUUCUUCCCAUCAAAUCUGGUUUACAAAGUCGUGGUGUGUCCAAAAGAUUUAGGCACGCAGAGAUUCGAUCUCGAUACCUUGAUUUCAGCGAAAUAUAUUCCAUGAGACGCAGUCAAUUAGAGGUUAUGCUCAUCAUUGAAGACAUUUUCGGUAAGCACAAAGGGUCACAAAUCAACCAACUUAUUCUUACUCUCAAUCCUAUUGGUGUGGAGGAUAAGAUACUCACAUGGAUUAAAACAUGUGUGGAUAAGAAUGUCCAAGAGCUUGGCUUAGAUUUCUCCAAAUCUAAGAAAGUUAUUGAAAUUCCGAUCGAUUUCUCGGCCAUCGAGACCCUAACAGUCUUGGAGCUAAAAUGGUGUAAAUUCAAAAUACCGGAUAACUCUCCUAAGGGUUUGAAGUUAUUGAGAACACUUUCGUUAAUGAAGACCAAGAUGACAAAAGAGAUGAUAGAUGCAAUAUUCAGCAACUGCUUCCACCUCGAGUCGCUUGAACUAAUCAAAUGCCGAAUGUAUGGGACUUUGAGCAUCAACGCUCAAAAUCAUAAAAAGUUCAAGUCUCUUGUCGUGUAUUCAAUGCCGAAUCUUUUGAACGUCAUUUUGAAUGCCCCUACUCUCGAAUGCUACAAGUAUGAUGGAUAUGUCAUAAUGGUUGACUUUUCAAAAGUGGAUGCACUUAAAGAGGCAAAACUCCAUUAUCGUUGGAGGUAUAGUUACAAUCCAUCUGCCCUGGUGAUUGCUAAUAUGGGAGCCUAUACAGGAGUUCAUGUCCUUGCAACAACAAACAUCUUUCUCGAGGCUUUCUCGUAUAGAUACAGUGUCGGAGAAAUGAGAAGACCGACUCUCUGCUUUCGUAACCUACAAGAGUUUCAGAUUUGUCUUAAGUCUCCAUCAAUUUGCAAUCUUUUUGACAUCGCUGAGUUCCUCACACAGUGCCCUAACCUGAAAAGGGUUUCGAUCGAUAUAAAUGGUUUCACAUUUGAACCUGAUAUGUUUUGGACACACCAUCAGAAGCCAAAGAUUCAGAAUGGCAACUACCCGUUAAACACUAUCGAGUAUGUCGAGAUCAUAGGCUAUAAAAACAACUGGCAUGAGCUUGAUAUAAUGGAGUUCUUUGUUAGAAACGCAAAAUCUCUAGAGAAGUUGAUGUUGAUCGAGCCUAAAAGCCCAAAGACCGCACUUUUGGAACCCGAUUAUGAAAGGAUCGCCAAUAUAAGAAGCAUAUCUCCAAAGAAAAAUCUCAUCGAAUUUGUCAAAGGUUAA
Eutrema salsugineum is the source of this 1335-nucleotide messenger RNA. RefSeq names its product FBD-associated F-box protein At1g61320. The transcript is spliced from 3 exons. The record is from RefSeq and is a predicted model, not a curated record. The coding region runs from base 1 to 1335 and encodes 444 amino acids. Lineage: Eukaryota; Viridiplantae; Streptophyta; Magnoliopsida; Brassicales; Brassicaceae.